GUCGUUGAAGCUGCCUGUUGGCUCCUUCUUUCCAAAAAAGAUCAUGUCGUCCUCAUCUGCAGUUUGAGCAGGUCCUGCACCUCAGCUUCAUAGAUGUGAUCUGAUAAUGGUUUGACGACCGAAAGUAAUGGCGACUAUGAAAACUCUGAAAGCUGUUAUCACUGCUGCUCGACAGCAGGCGGCGCUGUCCGCCGGCAAUGCCAAAGAAGUAGAAGCCAACAUGGCGGCGGAGAGCGACAUUGUGUCCGAGAUUGAGGUCCUGCAGUCCAUCUACCUGGACGAGCUGGUGGUGGUCAGAGGAGCAGACGGGAGCUGGGGAGUCCGCCUGGAUCUGUAUCCCUCGACAGCUGAGGACUCGGUGUCUCAGUUUGUCCGGCUGACCCUGAACCUGGACCUGAGUCAGCAGUACCCCUGGUCUCCUCCUCGGAUCUCCAUCCAGAACCCUCGAGGUCUUUCCGAUGACAUGCUCAGCAGUGUGCAGACUGUUCUCCAGCAAGAAGCCGAGUCCAGUCUGGGCUCGCCAGUUCUUUACCAGCUAAUUGAGAAAGCCAAAGAGUUCCUGACGGAGAGCAACAUUCCUCACGGGAAUUGCGUCAUCUGUCUCUAUGGAUUUAAGCAGGGGGAGUCCUUCACCAAGACCAGCUGCUACCACCACUUCCACUCACACUGUCUGGGGCGCUAUGCCAGGUUCUCAGAGUCGGAGAUGCGGCGCAGAGAGAAGGAACUGCAGGAGGACAAGACCCGAGAGACGAGCCAGCUGCAGGAUCUGAGCGUGGUGUGUCCCGUCUGUCGGGAGACUCUGGUCUAUGACGUGGACCAGCUGCUGUCUUCGCCGCCCCCACAGCAGCAAGAGGCUGACGUGCCUGCAAUGCAGUCAGCCUUCCAGCAGAAGUGGGUGGAGCUGCAGAAGGUUCUGGAUCGACAACGUGCGAAAGGUGGGAUCAUCGACCCGGAGGAGGAGUCCAACCGUUUCCUCAUCCACAUCAACGAGGCCCCAGCACCGACUGAGGACCGAGACGGAUACUUGACCCGGAUUCCGUCAGCACCGACCACAGCCAACGAUUUGCCGGUACAGACGGAGCGACUAGCAGAACUUUUUGUUUCUCAACUUUCACACUGCAGAGAACCUCGGCAGGAACACAGCCAGUCCAGGGGCGCCCGGAGGGAGGGUCGCGCCAGACCACACCGUGGCAGGACCCACGCCGCCAGAGAACGCUGUGAGAAGCUGGACCCGGCUUCAGAUGGGACAAUGAAAACCAGGCAUGUGACCCCAGGGAACUCGCGUCACAUGAUCCCGGAUGAGGCACCUGAGCGCAGCUCGAGUGGCUUCCAGCCUUCGGGGUUGGACUCAGAACGGCUCCGAGAGCCUGAAGACCGUGGGCGCAGAAGAGGCCCCCACCACCCUGCCCCACGGCCCGGCAUCCCAGGGUCCGCCCACUGGGACGGACGGGCCGGCAAACACCGGGGAGGUGCCGGUUAUUUCCACAGAGGAAGAGGAGGGAGAGGAAGAGGGGGUGGUUCUCAACGCGGUGGAGUCUUCCACCAGAGGGCAGCAGAGUGCGACAGAGUGAGAGAGGAGCUGCUCUGACAGAGAGCUGGUGGAGAUCCAAUGGAGAGUCGGGUCCACCGCGAUACCCACUGCCUGGACACCAGCCCCCCUUCUCUGGUUUGCACUUUGACCUCAGAUGGCGACUCCAGUUACCCACUGUGUGAUCUGACAAAAAUUAAAACGUGUCUUG
This is a messenger RNA of Synchiropus splendidus (mandarinfish), 1739 nucleotides long. RefSeq names its product ring finger protein 25 (gene rnf25). Gene Ontology annotation, cellular component: nucleus. NCBI's taxonomy places the organism in Eukaryota, Metazoa, Chordata, Actinopteri, Syngnathiformes, Callionymidae. Gene Ontology annotation, biological process: protein ubiquitination. Bases 128 to 1588 code for a protein of 486 amino acids. The transcript has 10 exons. Gene Ontology annotation, molecular function: protein binding; ubiquitin protein ligase activity. The record is from RefSeq and is a predicted model, not a curated record.